Molecule: messenger RNA, 261 nt
Organism: Penicillium roqueforti
Lineage: Eukaryota; Fungi; Ascomycota; Eurotiomycetes; Eurotiales; Aspergillaceae
Product: Zn(II)2Cys6 transcription factor domain-containing protein
Exons: 2
Coding region: 1-261 (86 amino acids)
Biological process (GO): regulation of DNA-templated transcription
Molecular function (GO): DNA-binding transcription factor activity, RNA polymerase II-specific; zinc ion binding
Source: RefSeq, a predicted model, not a curated record
AUGCCUCCAUCCGCGGCAAUGAAUUUACGCAAUUCCUUUGGCGAUCGGAAGAUCCCCGAUAUCUCGCGCAAGAUUACGGCAUGUGUCUUGUGUCGCAAACUCAAGAUAAAAUGCCAUAUGACUGAUAAUAAGCCCCCUUGCAGCCGCUGUAAAGGGCGUGGGCUUGCGUGUUCUGUCAAUAAGAGCCUCCAAAUGCUCUUGGAGAAUGAUGCUUCGCAUGUUGUCCCCAUAGCCCGUGGUUUCACUUAUAACUCUGGCUGA